Molecule: messenger RNA, 606 nt
Organism: Olea europaea var. sylvestris
Lineage: Eukaryota; Viridiplantae; Streptophyta; Magnoliopsida; Lamiales; Oleaceae
Exons: 7
Coding region: 92-466 (124 amino acids)
Source: RefSeq, a predicted model, not a curated record
AUUUACGUGCUCAGAGAAAUCACUGCACCAUUUGCACUCCGAAGCGAAGCGAGGAAAAACGAAGUUUUCUGGAGUUUCCGAGAGGAGGACAAUGCCGGAUGCAGUGAGUGACGUUCAUAAGAAACUACAAGCUUAUAAAAAGAAAAUUGAAAAGACGCGUGCCAAAAAGGAGAAAGUAGUUUCCAAGAAGGAGAAACUAGUUUCCAAGGAGAAGAAAUUAAUGGCAAAGGAGGAAAAACUAACUGUCAAGCUGAAAAAAUUGUCAAAGCUAAAGGAAUCAAAGGGAAAGGAAGCUCUUCGGGACCCGAUGGCUCGGAAAAGGAAGAAGAGAAAGAGAACUGAACAAAAUCUGAAGGAGAGUGAGGCCAAAGUGAAAGAAUUGGAGUUGGAAUAUAGGAAAUUGGCUUUUCCGGGAGAAAAUGCUGAAGUAGGAGGAAAUGCCCAACUGGGCGAGGAUUGUUCUUAAUACCAUAGGUUGGUUUGUUUUCUAUUGGAGACAGCAAAGGAUAGAUGUGAAAAGUAGGAGGGAGACUUUAGAUUUACUAUAUUUCGUAUGAUGUCGUUAAAAUUUCUAAGAAACAAUUCAAAAUCAUGGAUUUUCUGUUA